AUGUUAACUAGGUUAAUUAUAUUAAGAUUAUUCUCCAAAUUUAUUAUGUAUUUCAUUUUGAAUAUAGGUUUGAUGGAGAUUCUGGGAGGAGUGUUGAAGUGUAUACUCGAGUUAUGGGAUAAGUUGUCUGGGCUAUUUCUAAAGUUUAUGACGCUGGUGUCGAAGCAUUUGAGUGUGAUUAAGCUCGAGUAUGUGGUUCAUUACAUGGAUACAAUGAGACUAGUGUUACAAGGCAAAAAUGAUUUCACACCGCUGAUUAACUUUUUACUAAAUUGUACUAUUGCUGAUACCGACAGUGGAGUUGGAAAUGUGUGGAAUAAUGGUGAAGUUGAUAAGGAUACACUAGAAACUGUUGGUGAUGGGGAAAAAAGAGUAUCGAAUGGAGUGUUUUAUGAUGAAAUAAAACAGCUGAAGCUGUUCCAAGUGCUGUUGCAAGAGAAUAUAAGGAUUGAUGAGCAAGUGUUGUCAAAGAAGAUGAAAUUUUUGUUGAAAGAUUUAGGAUCAAAGUCAUUUAAGGUGAGAAAUGAGAUUUACACAAUUGUGGCAUUUGUAAGAUUCUUUUAUGGAAUGAAAUUAGAAGUACCAGAUGACCCAGUAUUCGUUACAACAUACUAUAAGGUGAACUUGUAUAACUUAGAUGUGGAGGGAAUAUCAGGACAUAUUAAUACAAUACAAAACGAGAAGCUGACGAAUGAUAUAUAUAACGUUAUAUCACAUGUUCCAAGGCAUAAAAUACACUAUGUAGUGAAACAACUAGUGAAAAACAUUGAUAAUAAAAGACUAAAACUACUGGAUAUGAUCUUCUUCAACAACGUUUUCUAUAUAGUUAAUACAAAGACAAUAAAACUACUUUUCAACAGUUACAUCAAUAAGCUGAACGCAAAGUCUAACUUAACAAACGUUAUUUCAUCACUAAAUGAUGAAACACUAAAUAGAAUAAUUGCGAAAAUUGAUAAAACCCUUAACAAUAUUGAUGUCAUCAUCUGUAUCAUAAAUAGUAUCAAGUACAAUAUACCGAAAUGGCUGCCAAACCUCUUAUUAUCACUGGUAAUUACAAACAUCUUAUUCACACAAUUAUUAAUUAUAUAA
Theileria annulata is the source of this 1089-nucleotide messenger RNA. RefSeq lists its product as uncharacterized. Bases 1 to 1089 code for a protein of 362 amino acids. The record is from RefSeq and is a predicted model, not a curated record. The transcript has a single exon. Lineage: Eukaryota; Apicomplexa; Aconoidasida; Piroplasmida; Theileriidae.